AUGACAGACUACAUGACUGGGCGACCUGUGGUGCACGAGUCGCUGCAGGCAUCUUCGCCUCUCGCGACCCUUGUCCGCCAAACAUCCACCCGUCGCACUGGCAAAUCUAGUCCCGGGCGGGAGCAAAGACACGGAAACUAUGAAGCCCAACCUGAACCUCUUGCUAUAACUGUGACUCCUGAGAUGGACUAUGGCUCACCUGAGCGUGGCGAAGAGCGAAGGAAAAUGGGCCGUCCGCCGUCGAGUCCAUUGCUGCAUACGCGCUUCCGAGCAAGCACCGGCACCCAGCACUCAUUCAACACGCUCGCGAUGCCGUCCCAAGACAAUUCUUUCGGAUACGGACAGGACGUAUACUAUGACGAAGACUCCAGCAUCUACAUGCCCGAUUAUCCUAGCCCACGUGGAUUCGCUGGCGAAGGCGGCAAGCAUGAUUCUCUAGAUGUGCCGGACUACAAGUAUCGCCCACGAAGAUCGAGCGAACUCGACCCCUUCGUGCACUCCUCGUCGCCAUCAUCACCUGUCACGCCGCCCAGUGCUGUACCUCAAGUCCGCGUCGAUCCUCCAGAACAAUACGCGUACCCAUCAGCUUCGACGCCAUCAUCAUCAUCCACCGCAUAUCCUCCAGUACCUGCUUCGGCGCCUGCGACUGUGCCCGCCGGCCGAGUGCCAAGCGCCACAGGCUCGAUCAACUAUAGCCGCCCGCAUAGGCCAAGCGUAGAGGGGACCGAAGACGCCAAGCGCCGCGUCCUCGAACGCAACGCGCAACGCCGAAAUGCACCACACUCGGCCGCCACAUCAAUGUACUCCCAAUCCAACUCGAUGUACAGUCAAUCGCGCGACGCCAUCUCGAGCGCCUACUCUGUCGUCAGCGCGCCCGGUACCCCAUACAACCAUAACCGCGGACAAGAGUCUAGAGCUGUGCCCACUCGCAGCGAUAGUGACCCCGCGGGACUAAACACUGCCCCGCCUGCGCGCUCGCGUUCAAAUUCACCGCUUCAUCCCGACGCUAGUACAAGUACCCGACCGUCUGGUCCCUCGCGUCCACCAAGACCACCAACACUCGACAUACCAGAUCCCGUCAUGCUCUCUGCUUCUGGACCAUCUACCCAUCAAUCGGCGGAUAGCGGCACGCCUGUUAGCGUGUACAGCAACUAUUCGUACUAUCCGUUCGAGAGUGCUGCUCCUUCUCCCGUCGGCGCUACGCUACAGGUGCCAGGCACGGCACCGGCGAUGUAUCGAUCACAUUCUUCACCCCAACUGGGCUCUUCCUCACCUUCCGCCUCUGGUUCCGGCGCACCAUCCUCAUCUUCUGCACGCCCAUCUACAUCCACCUCCCGCGUACCUUCGCCUUCCUCAGGACCGCGCACAGCAGACGACUACCUCCAACUUGGCAUCACACAUCACGAAGCCAACCGCCUAGAAGAAUCAGCCCGAUGUUUCGAGCAAUCCGCGCGUCUAUCCGUGAACUCCCCAAAUUCCGAAACGAGCGGCGUCGGCAUGCUCAUGUACGGCUUGACACUGCGACACGGAUGGGGAUGUCCGCAAGACGAGAAGGCUGGAUUCGCGUGGUUGAGGAGAGCGGCGGAGGCGGCUGUGGGCGAUUUGGAGAGGUUUAGGAGGGAGAUGCCUGGGCCGUCCGCACCUGGUGCGGGAGGGAAAGGAGGGAAGAACGAUGAGGCGGUUAAGGUUGAACUUAUCCUUGCGAUCUAUGAGGUUGGGCAGUGCUUCGUUCAUGGGUGGGGCGUGAAGAAGGACCCAAAGAUGGGCGUGAGCUACUUUCGCGUCGCGGCGAACCUUGGCGACGCCGAUGCACAGCAGGAGCUGGCGUUCUGUCUUGCCAAUGGUCGCGGAUGCAAGAAGGACAGGAAGGAGGCCGCACAUUGGUAUCGAGAGGCGGUCAAACAGGGGGCGAGCGAUGUUGGGCUCGCUUGGAUCUAUAAGGAGAAGUUCCAGUAA
This is a messenger RNA of Peniophora sp. CBMAI 1063, 1956 nucleotides long. The record is from the annotation of a GenBank genome assembly. Lineage: Eukaryota; Fungi; Basidiomycota; Agaricomycetes; Russulales; Peniophoraceae.